This is a messenger RNA of Daphnia pulex (common water flea), 2240 nucleotides long. RefSeq names its product beta-1,4-mannosyl-glycoprotein 4-beta-N-acetylglucosaminyltransferase-like. Gene Ontology annotation, biological process: protein N-linked glycosylation; N-acetylglucosamine metabolic process. Bases 578 to 2017 code for a protein of 479 amino acids. Gene Ontology annotation, cellular component: membrane. NCBI's taxonomy places the organism in Eukaryota, Metazoa, Arthropoda, Branchiopoda, Diplostraca, Daphniidae. Gene Ontology annotation, molecular function: beta-1,4-mannosylglycoprotein 4-beta-N-acetylglucosaminyltransferase activity. The transcript is spliced from 4 exons. The record is from RefSeq and is a predicted model, not a curated record.
UGUAAACACCCUAGAGGGAGGCGAGUUAAGAGCUCACAGUCUCAUGCACCCUUGAGCAGCAGCUGAAUGCCCAUGUUUGGAGAAUUUGCCUCGUUAGACGAACGCUGCUGCCGAGAGAUGAACAUGAGGCGGUUGAAUAGUCACGUGACACUUGUAGUACUGGCGGGAUAUCUCGCUGUUUCUCUCAGCAGAGAAAAUAGAGAGCAACCGGUUCUUCUUGAUUGUGUCGUCUCGGUUUCUACACAUGGACAUCUUUUUUGGCGUCUCUAGACCAACCUAUAUCUAGGCAAAGUGUGUGUGUGUGUGUGUGUGCAAACAGCUCAAGGAAGAAGGGAGAGUAGUGCCCAACGGGGCACACUAGCGUUCAUUACAUACAACUGAAAGAGUUCAUUCUCUUACAGUGUGCUACGUCAUCGACAACGAUACAAACAUUGCUCUCCCUGCAGAUGAAACUCACGCUCACUCGGAUCGUGGAGGUGAACGGCAGAGAAUCUUAUCAAGAGGUGCUGCUGCCAAGUGUCACGGGCGUUCAAGUUCUAACUAGCGAGACUCUGAAGCCUUUACAAUUGCAUUUCUAAUGAGUCUGAAGAAAUUGUUGAAAAAGCCAAAGACCUCGGAAGAUUGCGCCGUUUCAUCGUUUGAAGACAAAAUGACACCUAUGCGACGUUUCGCUCUAUGGAUUGUGACUAUUCAGAUAGUGAUGAUAAUUGGCAUUAUGAGCGUCUACACUUUCCAGCCCGGAUGGUCGUCAACUUUGACAGCCUUUUACGCCGCAGGGGAAGCGGAAGAAUCCUAUAAUGAGGUCGUCACAUAUCCGAUCAUUUUACCUUCUCUUCCAGAAAGCUACACGCUGGUUGAUGACGACCGACCGUAUUUUACGUUCCUACCCAACGACUUGAGCUGUUUUACGACCGGGACUGAUUUGAUGAAAAGCAGCAGCUCUCCCCCGGGUUCCAGUUGCACCUGUUUGGCGGGUUAUUACGGACCUGAUUGUGGCAUACCGGGCCCAGUCUGGCACGCUUGUCAGACUUUAAACAAUUGUUCCGAUUUGAAAGUACGGAAGACGCCACGUCGUCUCAUCCACGGACUAAACAUCAACCACGAACUCGAAUUCUUUCAAGUUCGACUCGAAGAAGUGGGUGAUGUGUUGGAUGUUGUUAUCGUUGGCGAAUCGAAUCUGACGGCUGGAGGGGAUGUGAGCCCAUUGUACCUACUGCCGGAACUUCGCAAAGGAUUCAUGAGCGGCUUCCAGCACAAAAUUAUCCACAUCUUCAUCGAUCACUUCCCACCUGAGGGACUGACAGACGGGUGGUUUGCAGACACAUUUAUACGUGACUACAUGGGCCAGGAAGGCCUUAAACGCAUCAAAGGUAUUCGAGAUGACGAUCUAUUUUUGUUGCUGGAUGCCGACGAGAUUCCCGAUAGGAACGUCUUGCUCUUUUUGAAGCUUUACGAUGGUUAUCCGGAACCGAUUGCCUUGACUUUGCGUUGGUCCAUCUACGGUUUCUUCUGGAAACGAUCCGUCAGUGAUUCGCCGCACGUUGAAGACGUCACUCGUAUCGUGGCCAUUUCUACAAUGCGGAUGAUUCGUCAAGUCUACGACGGCAAGGUAAUGAGCAUCCGCCGUAAUUACCUCACGACCGAACCACUGCUAAGCCGAGUGGAGACUUACAAGAAGAGCGGCCAUCCUGUCAAAGAGUGGAACAUUGGCGAGGUUGGCGCUUACGCCGGAUUCCAUUGUUCCUGGUGCUACAGUCCGGAAGGAAUCAAGCUCAAAUUAAUGUCGGCCCAAAAGGACGAUAAACCGCGAUGGGGCGACUUUCCUGAUAAAUUAGAUCUCGGAUACAUUUCUGGAUUGAUCCAAAAUGGACGCUGGUUCGACAAUUCACAACCAUUCUUCCUAGUCAAGCCGGAACAGGAUCCCCUCUAUGCGCCUGCUUACAUUCUAAAGCACAAAAAUAGAUUUCAUUACUUGUUGGAUCCACCAUCUUCCAACAAGACGACCAGUUCAACUUGACUUGUAUGUAAAUGACGUUUUGGGGGAAAAUUUCUGAUGAUGAUAAGUGGCAAAACGCCCAUAAAAUUUAAAUUAAUCCACUUGUUCGGGUGUAAAAGGAAGAAAAAUAUGUAUAUUCGAUUGGGGCCAUUAGUCGGCUCCCUUUUGGCGUUUUGUCUGAUAUUUUUGUUUCCUUGAUAUAUAUAUAUAUAUAUUUUUCUCCAGUAUACAGGAUGAAUAUACA